Messenger RNA from Caenorhabditis angaria, 1600 nucleotides. The record is from the annotation of a GenBank genome assembly. NCBI's taxonomy places the organism in Eukaryota, Metazoa, Nematoda, Chromadorea, Rhabditida, Rhabditidae.
AUGGUAAAACGGUUGUUUGUCAGCGGAUUGGGAGCGUUUAUCACAGAAGAUUCGUUGAGAAAAUAUUUUGAGACAUUUGGUGAAUUGUAUGAAUGUGUUAUACCAUCACCGCCCAGAUAUAAUGUGAGUUAAUUUCAAAGGUAAUUUUAAUUUUUUCAAAAAUUGUUGUUUAGGCGCUGGAUUUCGGGCCCGAUAAUGAGAAAAUCGAGGAGAGAAGUGAUAUACGAUAUGAGCCAGUUUUAGAUAGCAAUGAAGUUUUGGAUGAGGAAUUAGAUGUGGUAAAAUAUGAUGAAAAAAAGUUCAAAAGUUUUGAAGAAUAUAUCAAAAAAAUAGGAGAUGGUGAAGGAUUCAUAAAGAAAAAACGAAAAACAUGUGCAGGUUACGCAUUUAUCACAUUUGUAUUUAUGGAAGGAUUUCAAAAAUGUAUGGAAAAAGAAGAUCAUAUGAUAGAAGGACUUGAUAUCACUGUACAACUAGCAAAAAAUGAUGAAUUUGGGGUUGGAGAAAAUAAAUUGGAGUCGAAAAGACUGUUUGUUUCGUAUUUUCCAUUGGAUAAAUUGACGGCGAAAGAAUUGAAAACUACUUUUGGUGGAUUUGGGAAGAUUACUGAUGUGGAAUUUGUCAGCGAUUCUGAAGGACCACUGCAUUUUUGUAUUUUGACAUUUACGGAGACCGAAGCGGUAGAUCAGAUUAUUAAGAAAAGUCAUUUUGUUAGGGUGAGUAGGUUUUUUCAAAAUUUCUAAAAAAAAUUUCCUUGUGAUAUUUAGAAUCCCAAAAUUCUUACCUUAUAAGCAAUUCACAAUUUCUGGCUUUUCAAAAAUCAAAAAAUGAGUUUGAAAAACGUGGAAAAAAUCUUCUGAAAUUCCACGUCACAAGUUCACGUUCCACCUAUUUUACGUCACAAGUAUAUUCGUUUUCAAUUUAUUUUUCUCGCAGAAUACGCGUCUCUUCGUCCGCCGCGCAAUUCUCCGGGAAUCCAUCAAAAUUGCCGAACAAAGACUACGCGAAGAGGAAACACGUGCGGAUAUUGAAAGACAACACGGCUACGCUGGCUUUAUCCCACCAACUGCCGAACAAAUCCGCCAAAGUGCUGAUCAGUUUGCGGCGAAUUCGAGGAGAUUUAGUCAGGAUUUGCAGCCUGCCGGAGGAGCAUAUCGACCACUUGUUGGUGAGCAAUUUUUUGAGUUAUUUGGGAGAGGGUGGGGAAAAUUUUGAAUUUUGAUUUUUGAAUCUGGCAUCAGGUUCUCUAGACCCAGGCCCUUGAUAACUAGGUUUUCUAGGCUCAGCUACUUGACAUGUAGCUCUAAAGGCUCUUCCCUUAGUCAGAGUGUUUCUCUAGGCGUGUGUCCUAUACAAUCAGGUUUUCUCACUUCACAACUAGCCUUUCUAGGUUCAGCUAAGGUACAUUGAUUUUUAAAAUUAAAGUACAUUGAUUUUUAAAAUUUCAAAAAGUGUACAAUUUUGACCGCGAUCUAGAAAACCUAGAAAAUGCCCCGAUUCCUAUUCUAAAUCCCUCAAUCCGAAUUUUUUUCAAUUUUCAGAAUCUCAAAAUAGUUCGAAAUUGUUGGAAGGAUACGGUUAUGGCGACAGGAAUUGGUGA